GCAGGUGACUUUAGGAAACAAUGCCUCUGCCUCUGUGAUGCUAUUAAUCUUUAACAUCAUCAGAGGAGAAGCAUCCACAGUGUCAUGUGAGAAACUGCACUUUACACUUUUCCAGAGGAGACUGUAACACCAACACGUCCAUCAGACGAUGUGUAUUAUCUCACAAAAGGAUAACGCAGCUGCAUUUAGAAGAAAUCACACAAGCUGUCACAGGUUCAAAAUGUUAACCAGGUGGUUAAUUUUCACAGCUUUCCUGGCUGGCUCAGCAAAUACACAAAGAGCAGCUACUGGCCAGCGCACUCUGACUGUUGCACCAACCUGCAGGGUCAAAGGUCAACCAGAGGUAGAACUGACAUUAAACUGUGGAGACAGAAAGAACACAGGUGUGGUCCAGUACUGGCACACUCCCUUUGGAGACCUCCAGACUCCUGGUUUACACAGUAAACUAGACCCUGUCUUUAUGCACCAUGACGGGAACCUGGUGGUUCCCAACAUCAGCAGUCUCCACAACGGCCUGUACUACUGCCUCCUGCAGCACACAGCGGGAAUGACACUGUGGCCAUACGAGCUCCACGUUGGUUAUGAUCAUCAAAAGAACCAAGAACACGGCCAACACGAGCACAGCAGCGGCUGUGAUACGUUCAGGUUCAGGAGGGAUGUUGGAUCUGAGGAGGAGGAGAAGCAGGCAGGCGUUUCAGAUGGGCAGUUUGCAGGAGCUGUGGCAGCAUCAGUGCUGCUGACGUUUGUGCUGGGCUUCAGUGCUGGAGCUCUUUCUAGAGCUCAUGUUCUCAGGUGUUUAGGGGCAGUCACUACAGAGAUAAGAUCACGACAGCAACGACAAUGCCACGCUGACACGAUGAACCAUGGCUCUGGGGUCACCAUGACAACCAUGCCACCCAUGUAUGACAACAAGGCCUUUGACAUGGAACAGGUGUGUGACGACGCGACUGUGGAGACGACAGUUUCAUCAACAACCUCAUCUCCUCCUGCCAAACCACAGAGAAGCUUCAGGCACAGACAAGAGGAGCAUCAGAAAACCCCUGCCUAUCUGGAGGGAUGUGACCACAUGAAAAAGGAGGAGAGAAGGGUGGAGGAUGAGGAUGAGGGAGGAAGAGGUGUGGAGGAAAAGAAUAAAGGGUGUGAGGGAGAGGCAGAAGAGGAGGGGGGAAGAGAGUUCAGUGGUUCCUAUCUAUUAGGAGAUGACGAAGAGAGUCAAACUGAAACAGAUGAGGACAAGUACAGUGAGGAUAGAGAGGAGAAAGAUGGAAGAGAGUGCAGAGAGGAGAAGGAGUGGAGACAGGAGGAGGAGGCAGGUGAGCAGGAGAACAGGAGCAGGGAGGGUGCAGAGGAGAGGAGUGGGAGUGAGGAGGAGGUGGGCGGUAACAAGGUGAAAGGGAGGGAUGACAAAAGUGAGGGGGAGGAAGGAUUGAAAGAGGAAGAUGCUAGAGAAAAGAAGAGGAAGGAAGAUGUUUGCAGAGAUUCUGAGCUGUCGUCUACAGAGGACGAAGAGACAGGCAGUGAAAAACAGGAGGACACAGUGAAAAGUGGCAUCAUGGAAGGAGGAGGAGGAGGAGGAGGAGCAUCGUCCUCCCCGCCACGUCCGGCCCGUCGGAGUCGCGUCAUUCGCCUGUACCAGUACAACGAGGACGGCCAACGAUACUGCCACCUUCCAGACCCCUCCCCAGAUGAACCCGCUCCUCCACCCAGGCUGAAGCAGCGCUCUCUGUCUCUGACACGCCUCAAUGCAAUCAUGGCCGCCGCCUCAGCAGGGCCGCUGGACAAGAGAGAGACAGGGGAGGAGGAAAAAAAAGAGAGGCCACACUUCCACAUGGAGAUAUAACAGGGACACUCCAAGAGGUGGACAACUGUCAGAGGAGCUUUAAGGGUUUUUCCAUCUUCAGCCACAGAGCUGAGGGACUAACAGAACAUUGUUGGCUUUAAACUUUUGUUGGGAUUUGAAUGACAUGAGCCUUAUUCACCUCACAAUCAGCUACCUGUACUUUUGCAUGGGGUUUCUGCAGGGUUCACAAAGUUUAAUUCAAGACUUUUUAAGAGCUUUUAAAUACCUGUUUCACAAUCAUACCGUCAAGUAAGCAAAUCAUAGCCCUUUUUCAGUACUCUACAUCCCAGUAGUUCUAAACAUUCCUUAUGUAUAUACUUGUAAUUAUUAACCAAACCUGGACUUCAAGACUUUUUCAUGACCUGCUUUAAAACACUGAAGCACUGAAUCACUAUGGUCAUUAAAUAUUUCUAAUACUGUUGAUGGAAGUAGUUUCAGUAUGCACAUCAACACUACAAAGCAAUUUCCUAACUUCUUCAUGUGCGUUUUCAUGGGUUCAAUUACAAUCCGUAUCAUAAUCGAGCAGCUGGCACUUGUGGAUCAC
Messenger RNA from Lates calcarifer (barramundi perch), 2384 nucleotides. RefSeq lists its product as uncharacterized. The record is from RefSeq and is a predicted model, not a curated record. Bases 149 to 1840 code for a protein of 563 amino acids. The transcript is spliced from 4 exons. Lineage: Eukaryota; Metazoa; Chordata; Actinopteri; Centropomidae.